Molecule: messenger RNA, 601 nt
Organism: Penaeus monodon (black tiger shrimp)
Lineage: Eukaryota; Metazoa; Arthropoda; Malacostraca; Decapoda; Penaeidae
Product: trichohyalin-like
Source: RefSeq, a predicted model, not a curated record
GGAAUCAGGAAUUCAACAUCUCAACAUACGAGACAAAAGCAGAUUCAUAGAACAUGCUCCGUCAAGAAUAACAUCUUCUGAGAUACAAAGAACAUUUAUUCUCGAUCCUGACGACCAGAAUGGCCGAAGAACAGACAGACUGGCUAGUGUGCGGGGCGAGGAGGUGCCGGGCGCAGAGGGUGAAUGAAAUCUUGGAAGCAAAAGAGGCUGACAGAAGAGCGGAGUUGCAACGUCGACGAGUCAGUGGAGGAGGAACACGAGAGCUUGCAGAGGGAGAUGGACCAGAGGCUCGUUGACUUCAGGCGCCGGGAGCACGAGGAGAGACUGGCAGAGGUGGCAGCCCUCCGCGAACAAGAAGAGAUAGAGCGAGCGAACCAUGUACACUUAGCGGACGAGAUGAGGAGGCGACAGCAGUGCCACCAGUACAGGGAAGUCUACUCGAGGGAAGUCCAGCGCUACAUCAACGAAACAAGGCACCAGGAAAUUGCACUGAGGAACCAAAUGCGAGAACUCUACGGGGUCAACACGCCACCUGGGAAGAAGGUCUAAUUCUAAUCCACCUUUUUCAAUUUUGUUUUUGAAGUGCUUUUGUUUGAGAAUA